AUGGACACAGCUGCGGUGGUGACUCUCCUGGCUCUGAUUAUGACGAUGGCUGGCGUCAGUCGGGCUCUUCACAUCCAAGGCAGUCUGGACAGAAAUGACAUCCUGCCAGGCUCAGAGGAGAACAUGGCCGACCACUUGCUGGGGCUGGAGAGUGAAAACAUAGAUAACAGCAUCGAUGAUCGCCUGCUGACCGCAGUGCUGAGAGCGCUGCUGCUCGGGUCUCAGAGAGAAACCAGGAACUCUGUCCUCCAUCAGCCACAGAGGUUUGGCCGCGGCUCCAGAGGGCAGGUGGUGUCGGAGGAUCAGAUUCAAUCCCGUGACUGGGAGGCUGCCCCCGGUCAGAUCUGGAGCAUGGCUGUACCCCAGAGAUUCGGCAAGAAAUAA
Molecule: messenger RNA, 384 nt
Organism: Chelmon rostratus (copperband butterflyfish)
Lineage: Eukaryota; Metazoa; Chordata; Actinopteri; Chaetodontiformes; Chaetodontidae
Gene: npffl
Product: neuropeptide FF-amide peptide precursor like
Exons: 3
Coding region: 1-384 (127 amino acids)
Molecular function (GO): neuropeptide hormone activity
Source: RefSeq, a predicted model, not a curated record